GCGGAGCCGAGGCCGCGGCCGGCUGCAUGAAGGACUGCGAGUACCAGCAGAUCAGCCCCGGGGCCGCCCCGCCGCCCGCCUCCCCCGGGGCUCACCGCCCCGGUCCCGCCGCGCCCCCCGGCCCGGGCCCCGGCCCCCAGCCGUCCGCCGCCCCCGCCCCGGCGCGCUGGAGCAGCAGCGGCAGCGGGAGCCUCGGCCGCCGCCCUCGGCGCAAGUGGGAGGUGUUCCCCGGCCGCAACCGCUUCUACUGCGGCGGCCGCCUCAUGCUGGCCGGCCACGGCGGCGUCUUCGCGCUCACGCUGCUGCUCAUCCUCACCACCACGGUCCUCUUCUUCGUCUUCGACUGUCCUUUCCUGGCCAGCAACCUGACCCUCGCCAUCCCCAUCAUCGCCGCCAUCCUUCUCUUCUUCGUCAUGAGCUGCCUGCUACAGACGAGUUUCACUGACCCUGGGAUCCUGCCCCGGGCCACUGUCUGUGAGGCAGCUGCCCUGGAGAAACAGAUCGACAACACGGGCAGUUCCACGUACCGGCCGCCCCCUCGGACCCGAGAGGUCAUGAUCAACGGGCAGAUGGUGAAGCUGAAGUACUGCUUCACCUGCAAGAUGUUUAGGCCACCCCGGACCUCACACUGCAGUGUCUGCGACAACUGUGUGGAACGGUUUGACCAUCACUGCCCCUGGGUGGGCAACUGUGUGGGAAGACGGAACUACCGCUUCUUCUACGCAUUUAUUCUCUCCCUCUCAUUCCUGACAGCCUUCAUCUUCGCCUGCGUGGUCACCCACCUGACAUUGCGCUCUCAGAGAAGCAACUUCCUCUCCACUCUGAAGGAGACACCAGCGAGUGUGCUGGAGCUGGUGAUCUGCUUCUUCUCCAUCUGGUCCAUCCUGGGCCUCUCAGGGUUUCACACUUACCUCGUUGCCUCCAACCUGACAACGAACGAAGAUAUCAAAGGCUCAUGGUCCAGCAAGAGGGGCGGUGAGGCCUCCGUCAACCCGUACAGCCAUAAAAGUGUUAUCGCCAACUGCUGUGCUGUGCUCUGCGGCCCCCUACCUCCCAGCCUGAUUGACCGGAGGGGAUUUGUGCAGUCUGACACGGUGCUGCCCUCGCCCAUCAGAAGUGAAGAACCAGCCUGCGGAGCCAAGCCUGAUGCCAGCAUGGUAGGAGGCCAUCCUUGAAUGGGGCUCAGUACUUGCCACCUGCUGGCCUGUCUGCCCUUCCGCACUCACCUGCUGCCCUCUACACCUGCUGGGACCCUCCCCAUUCCGCCUGAGGGAAGCAGAGCUGCCAAAGACUCAAGUCUUUUCGUAUUUAUUUCCCACCUCUCCCCAAACUGUUCCGUGGCUGUACCUUCUGCUCCCCAAACCCAGGUCCCCAUGGCCUUGGGCACUAGAUUCCCCCAGCUGAUCAGUGGCAGGAAUGACGAGAGAGGCCAGAGCCUCUGAAAGCCACCAAGGGGACCACGCCUGGUCUCUGCCUGUGCCAGGAUGAGCCCUAUGUGAAUGAGGGUGUGAGCUGAGCGCAAAGCCGCCCAGUCAGGAGAGCUCCUGGAGCCUUUCUAAGCCAGGUCCUCGGGGCGAAAGGUGGGAUAAUGAGCAAAGUCAGCUCUGGACAAUGGGCUGGGCUGUGGGAGAGGAACCCUCCAAGCCUCCGCGGGCUGCUUUGGUGUGUGGGCUUCUUGAUUCUUUUUGUGAUAUAUAUAUAUAUAUAUUUUUUUUUUUGUAUUGAGUUGGCCAAUGAGAUAGAGCUGGGGUUCCAGGUAGAGAGGGUAGAAUUGGGAGUGGGAGGGCAGCCGUCUAUGUCAGAGGAAGCUGAACCAGUCAGCCAGCCAGGCACCCAAAGCCUCAGCUCCUUUGCAGUUCCUGGGCAGUGCACUAGGAAGGGGGCCUUGUCCUCCCCCUGCCUAUGGAGGGCUCUCCAAGGGAUCCUAGCCGGCCCACUCCACGUCCCUCCCAAGUCAGGCCUGGGCUCCGGCAGGUUAUAAUCAUGCUGGCAAUACUUGAAACGGGUUUAUUAAUGCUGGAUAUUUUGCACAAUUUUAUAGACCUCUUUUCUACAUAGCAUUUUUUAAAUAGAAGGAAGAAAAAAAAAAAAGCCACAUUGCUGUCUGUGUAGUGCCAGGUUAAAGGUUAUCAGAAAACAAGUUGGUUUUAAUAACUUUAUUACAGGAGACCUUCUGGCUAUGAGUGAGCGAGUGUGUGUGUGCAUCUGUGUGUGCCCGUGCACGAAUGUGGCUGGCUCCCCCUUCCCCACAUCCCCUGGGCUGCCCCCUCCCCGCUGGGCCCCUUGGGUGACAGGCGGCAGCAGUGGAGCGGCCUGUGCCAUGGGGGUGGAAAGCAUGUGCAUUGGUUUCUAGAGAUUCCUGGUUCCCCCUGGGGCUCAGCCCCCACCCUCCUAUUCGACUUCAGACAACCAGCAGGGGGGACUCUGCCACCACCCCACCACCACCCAGCCCCCAGGUUAGGCUUCCAGCUGAGACCUGCCCAGACAGGCUGAGGCAGGGCGUGGUGGGUGGGGUGAUGGCAGUAUGGGGAGUGGCUGCCAUCCUACAAGCCACACAUCCCCCUCCCAGAUCUGAGGAUGGGACCUAGUACCAGGGACUAGAGAUCAAGGUGUCUGCUAGCUGGGGGCUUCCAUCCAGAGAAGAGGAAGGAAGGGGUGGUGGCCAAGGCCAGUGAAGAUUGGCCUAAACCUAGGCUUGAAACUCAUAGGAUGUCCUUCUCUACUGGGAGCUAUAGUGUCUUACCAAAAUAGAUAGAAAAUUGUCCCUAUGUCUCCCUCCUUUGCCCUUUAAGUGGGUGACACCCUUGGAAAGUGACACAGGAAGCCCCCAGAUCUUGCCCUUCUUCACUCCAGAGGCUAGUGUGUCAUAGGGCUGGGAAAUGGCAGCCACAGAGGAACCUGUCUGGGAGAAACAGCUUCUCCCCAGCCUCAGUGCCCUGGGUCAUCGCUGCUGCAGUGGCCCUGGGAGGUGGGGAGGGGGCCCCACCUGUCUUUUAUUUAAGCCAGUAUUCUUUGUUCCUUGCCUGUAAUAAAACUUUUGUUUUUAAGA
Molecule: messenger RNA, 3049 nt
Organism: Loxodonta africana (African savanna elephant)
Lineage: Eukaryota; Metazoa; Chordata; Mammalia; Proboscidea; Elephantidae
Gene: ZDHHC18
Product: zinc finger DHHC-type palmitoyltransferase 18
Exons: 8
Coding region: 27-1175 (382 amino acids)
Biological process (GO): protein targeting to membrane; peptidyl-L-cysteine S-palmitoylation
Cellular component (GO): Golgi apparatus; endoplasmic reticulum
Molecular function (GO): protein-cysteine S-palmitoyltransferase activity
Source: RefSeq, a predicted model, not a curated record